GAAGAUAAUAGUGAAUAAUAUAGAAGCAGAUAAUAUUAUUUUCUUCUGGGGUUUUUUGCUCUUUCUGAUAAACCCUAACCAUAUCAACAUCUCCAACAUUCAUAGCUCUGCUCUAACCACCUAAGGUCAGUGUAUUGUUUUCUUCUUUCUUUCUCUCAUACUGCUUAUUAUUGCUAUCUAAAUUCUGCUUUAAAAACUUCUUGUUUUCAUGUUUUAUAGUAAUCUAUUUCUUUGAUAAUUCUACCAAGAAUUGGGACUCCUCAUGGAACCCAAGGUUCUUCUUUCCUCAACAUCAAGACCCUUUGCUCCAAAUGGAACUUUUCCCUUUUCCAUUUCACAUAAAUCAUCUUUUCUUCAUAAAACUAGAAUUUGUCCAGUGACCCAUCUGGCUAUAUCAGCAAACCAUUUUGGAAAGACUCAAAUUUUGGGCAAAAGUUUAGCUUUUGGAGAAAAGAAUGGAUCUUUAUGUAAUUUAAAGACUCCAUUUUUGGGCAAAAGUGUAUCUUUUAGAGAAAAGAAUGAAUCUUUAUGUAAUUUAAGGAAACCCCAGGUGCCUAAUUUUACAAUUAGAGCAGCUGGUGCUGUGAAGAGAAGGAAAGAGCUUCCUUUUGAUAAUGUGAUUCAAAGGGAUAAGAAGUUGAAAUUGGUUAUGAAGAUUAGGAAGAUUUUAGUGAGUCAGCCUGAUAGAAUUAUGUCGCUUCGCGAAUUGGGUAGGUAUAGAAGAGCAUUGGGUCUGGAAAAGAAAAGGAGAUUUAUUGCUUUGUUGAAGAAAUUUCCUGGAGUGUUUGAGAUUGUGGAAGAAGGGGCUUACUCACUUAAGUUCAAAAUGACUCCUGAGGCUGAGAGGCUUUACUUAGAGGAAAUGAAGAUUAGGUAUGAAAUGGAGGAUUUGUUGGUUGUCAAGUUGAGGAAAAUAUUGAUGAUGUCUUUGGACAAACGGAUUCUGUUGGAGAAGAUUGGACAUCUGAAGACUGACUUAGGUCUUCCAUUGGAAUUCCAGGAUACAAUCUGUAGGCGAUAUCCACAAUACUUCAAGGUAGUUCCAACUGGACGAGGGCCGGCACUUGAGUUGACUCACUGGGACCCUGAGCUUGCUGUGUCUGCUGCACAGAUCGCAGAAGAAGAGAAUAGGCAAAGAGAGUUGGAAGAGAAAGAUUUGAUCAUCGAUAGACCACCAAGGUUCAAUAGGGUGAAGCUUCCUAAGGGUCUUAAACUUUCAAAGGGUGAGAUGAGAAGGAUUAGUCAGUUUAGAGAUAUGCCUUACAUUUCUCCUUAUGAGGAUUUCUCUGAAAUAAGGCAAGGUACUCCGGAAAAAGAAAAACAUGCAUGCGGUGUGGUUCAUGAACUUCUGAGCCUCACAGUCGAGAAAAGGACUCUUGUUGAUCACCUUACUCAUUUUAGGGAAGAAUUUAGAUUCUCUCAACAGCUGAGAGGCAUGCUGAUAAGGCAUCCUGAUAUGUUCUAUGUCUCUUUGAAAGGGGAUCGGGACUCCGUUUUUCUUCGUGAAGCUUAUCAGGAUUCACACUUGAUAGAAAAGAACAGGUUAUUGCUCAUCAAAGAAAAGCUUCGCUCCCUUGUGUCCGUUACAAGAUUCAAUCGGAGAACCACUCCACAAACUGAUUCUGACGGAACAGAAAAAUCUGAGUCCAAAUAUGGAACUGAUGCUGAGGAAGGUGAAGAUUGGUCUGACAUUGAUAACUUGGGGAGUGAUGGAUUUGAUGAUGGCGAUGAAGAUUCCGAUGAUGACUGGAGUGAUGAUGGUGAUGAAGAUAUACCUCCUGACUUCAGUGACGAUGAAGGUACUGUUAACCUUGAAGACAGGAAACUGACUAAAAAAGUUAAUGGUACAAAGGAGGAAGAAAAGAAUCUAGUCCCUGUUUUUCCAGAUGGCCGGCCCCGGGAACGCUGGUGACAAAUAUAAACUUGUGCGUGAGAUUAUUUCAUGCAUGAAAGACAUUGUAAAAGAUCUUAAGUUACAACAUCUGCUACUAGCCUAUUACAUUCGCACGAAGUUUGAAAUCCCGGGUAAAAGGUUCUUCCAUUCUUUCGACACCCUGUCUUUUCUCUUAAUAGGCCUUGGCUUAGCAUAUUUGCAUCAGACUUAUGGUUUGAUGUUGUCGUUAAGUUAAAUAUCUUUUAGAUUACACAGCUCCUAUAUGCUUCUGCUGGAAGUGGCAUGUGAAUUCUUAGUUCUGUACUAAUUGAGGCGCUAAAGCUUUCAAAUGUUAAGAUUGUUUGCCAGAUUGUAAAAUGUGGCUUUACAUAAUACAACAUGGUGCUCAUGGCUUAUUGA
Molecule: messenger RNA, 2293 nt
Organism: Lycium barbarum (goji berry)
Lineage: Eukaryota; Viridiplantae; Streptophyta; Magnoliopsida; Solanales; Solanaceae
Product: protein WHAT'S THIS FACTOR 1 homolog, chloroplastic
Exons: 1
Coding region: 263-1912 (549 amino acids)
Molecular function (GO): RNA binding
Source: RefSeq, a predicted model, not a curated record